Molecule: messenger RNA, 2123 nt
Organism: Striga asiatica
Lineage: Eukaryota; Viridiplantae; Streptophyta; Magnoliopsida; Lamiales; Orobanchaceae
Source: the annotation of a GenBank genome assembly
UUUUUAUCUCAGUUUAUUCAUGGAGCUGAUGAAGGGACCACGAGUCGAAUCUAACUUAAGAGUUUUCGUAUUCAAGAUUCGAUUCAACACUCGGGUCACGAAUUUAAGAAAGACGUUGAAUAUUAUCAACUCUGCUAGUGAGGAGAUUAGGAACUCCAAAAAACUGAGGGAAAUUAUGAAGACAAUUUUGUUCCUAGGAAAUACAUCGAGUCCGAGAAGUCCCAUAGCUUCUCCUCUUGGGUUUAAACUUGAUUGCCUUUCGAAACUGACAAAUACAAACGCGGCCAAUAGGAGGAUGACACCUAUGCAAUAUAUUUGUAAGAUCCUUGCCGAAAGGUCACCAGAACUUAUGGAUUUUCACAAGGAUUUGAUCAACUUGGAAGCUUCCACAAAGGUACAUUUGAAGACUUUAGCAGAGGAAAUGGAAGCCAUUAACAAGAGUGUAGAAAAUACGACGAAGGAAUUCAUUGAUGCAGCUCAGGCCGACAUGUCAGCUUUAACGGAUUUAUAUUCCACGGCGAUAAGAAAAGCAGAUGAACUUCCGCGAUAUUUUGGCGAAGAUCCUGCUAGGUGCCCAUUCGAGCAAGUGCCCAUGGCGCUUCCCCUCGGCAAGCUGACCAUCAUACUUGGUGCAGGCCUUGUAGGAUCAGUUCUUGCGAAAGAAGGCAGGAUAUCUAACGUUUCUGAUUUUUUCUCUGGUGCUUUCAAGAUUGUUUUCAAGCAACUUAAAAAAGAUGAUUCAGGUGCUUCGAGUUCCAAGCCAAGAAAUGAUCUUCUGGUGCAACAGGUUAACAGUAUUCGUCAGGAGUUGCAACUUUUGGCAUCAAAUAGAUCUAUGACAAUUGUCACCGGUGACCGAUCAGCAUCUGGCAAAUAUGGUGUGCUUGUUAUUGUUGUAGUUGUUGGAUAUGGUUACAUUUGGUGGAAGGGUUGGAGACUUUCUGAUAUGAUGUUUGCAACAAGGCGUGGUUUAAACGAUGCUUGUUCAUCUGUGUCUAAACAGCUUGAGAAUGCCACGAGAAAACAUUUGUCCUCAAGGAUUGACCGUGUAGAUUGUAAAAUCGAUGAGUGUGCUGAUAAUGCAGCUGCCACAAAAGAGGAAGUAUUGGAACUACGAGGUGAUGUGAAACUUAUUGGUUCAGAUGUGGAAUCUGUUCACCAUGUCGUCCGAUCACUGGAAACUAAAAUUAGCAGAAUCGAAGGUAGACAGAAUGAAAUGAAUUUCGGAGUUGGGAAGUUGGUUACAUUCGUUAGGAAUCUUGAAAAUAGCAGAAGUACGGAACAGAUCGAGGGAGGCGCAUCAAGUUCUGCUAGGCCUGCUCUUGAAUUGCCACAAGUAUCUCCAUUACGGGUAGUGUCUUUGCCCCCGAAUGCUUUACCCGAGCCACCAUCACCUUCUAACAAGGCCAGUGAAUCUUCCCGAAGCAAACAGGCUGUACUCUCUCCUUCGAAUUCAACAAAGAGUAAAGUUUUUUCGUCAGGCCUGAAGGAGUUUGGUGGGAUAUCUGAGGAUGUUGGGAUUUCAAGCCUAACCGAAUGUCACUCUGAAGAAACAAAAAUAGACACAAAACCUGAAACCGUGUCUCCUGGUGUGAUCGCUAGAACUUUCUCCGGACUCGGUGCAUCUUUGCUUACAAGGAGCCGCAGUGCGAUGCAGUCGUUCAAGUAGAUCGUUGUGUUUUAUUAAUUGUGAAAAAUGGAACCUAUUUAGUACAUUUUUUGGGGUCACAGCUGCUGAGAUGGCGGGUCGUAUAUGCUUUUUUGAAUUAAUAUCUAUCGCUACCCGGAAAAACCAAAUUUUGUAGAUCCUUUCUCUUACAGAAUAUUUUCCCCAGAGGAACUUGCUCAAGUUCCUUCUAAAUGUUGGGUAUACAAUUAGAGAGUAGGGAGUGAAACAUUGAAUAGCAAAGAUCUCAACUUUUUGUUUAUCUUGUGUUCUCUUAUGGCGACUAUUGUAAACUUGUUGCCCCAGCUUGUACUAAUACCAUGAUUAUGUCAGAUUUUGUGUUUGCAUCUUGAAGUCUGAAAGUCAUCAUCAACAUUGGUACCUGACCCCUAUGAUUAUUAAAAAAUACAUGUAAAUGGUAACAAGACACAAAAAUCUCCAUGUCACGAAGACAUAC